Molecule: messenger RNA, 1303 nt
Organism: Ochotona curzoniae (black-lipped pika)
Lineage: Eukaryota; Metazoa; Chordata; Mammalia; Lagomorpha; Ochotonidae
Gene: SLBP
Product: stem-loop binding protein
Exons: 8
Coding region: 16-813 (265 amino acids)
Biological process (GO): mRNA transport; mRNA 3'-end processing by stem-loop binding and cleavage
Cellular component (GO): cytoplasm; histone pre-mRNA 3'end processing complex
Molecular function (GO): mRNA binding; histone pre-mRNA stem-loop binding
Source: RefSeq, a predicted model, not a curated record
AGGUCCCCGCCCGCCAUGGCCUGCCCGCCGCGCACCCCGCCCAGCUACGGCGGCCGCCGGGACGCCAGCCCGCCGUCCCCCGCCAGGUGCAGCCUCGGACGGAAGCGCAGAGCCGACGGGAGGCCCCGCACCGCCGAGGACGCCGGCCGCAGGCCCGAGAGCUUCACCACCCCCGAGGGCCCGAAGCCCCGCCCGCGAGGCCCUGACUGGGCUGGUGCUGUGGAAGAGGACGAGAUGAGGACCAGGGUCAGCCGGGAGAUGGCCAGAUAUAAAAGGAAACUUCUCAUAAAUGAGUUUGGAAGAGAGAGGAAGCCGUCUUCAGGAAGCUCUGACUCGAAGGAGUCGGCGUCUGCGGUGCCGGCCGACCUGGAGACGGACGAGAGCGUCCUCAUGCGACGGCAGAAGCAGAUCAACUACGGCAAGAACACCAUGGCCUACGACCGCUACAUCCGGGAGGUGCCCAGGCACCUUCGGCAGCCUGGCGUCCACCCCAAGACCCCCAACAAGUUUAAGAAGUACAGCCGGCGCUCCUGGGACCAGCAGAUCCGGCUCUGGAAGGUGGCACUGCACUUCUGGGAUCCCCCAGCCGAGGAGGGUUGUGAGCUGCAGGACAUGCACCCCGUGGACCUCGGCGUCAUGGAGACCAAGUCUGCGGAGAGCAGCGGCGAGUCCCAGCCGGGCUCCCAGGGCACCUGUGAUGCAUACUCUGGCACGCCUACCAAGGUGAGACACGUGGACUACCAGGUGGAAGACGAAUUUGACUUGGAGGCGUGCCUGAUGGAACCCCAGAAGGACCUGUCGUCCUCGAGCUAAGCGCCCCCAGAGCCUGGGCAGCUCUUGCAGUUUUCUUGAGGGACCUUGUCUUCCUGCGUGGUGAGCGUGUUGUGUGUUUGGAAUUGUAACCGGGCUGAGCCUGGGCAGGUGAGCCAAGGUAUCUGGGGCCCAUGCAGCGGCUCCUCCCACCCUCAGGCCAGCUCAGGCGGGCGUGGCUUCCUCUUCAGGUCCCUAACAAGUUGUCCCCCCUACCCGCGUGUCCUCGGGAGUCUCAGACCUGGGACCCUGCUGCCUUGAGUCGCUGAGCGAGUCCCACUGGGCUUGGCACUUGGGGACAGUGUCCUGCCAGCUCUUCCCACAGUGCUGUGGAGUCACAGCCGAGGAACAGUCUCCUGGUUUACCUGUAAAGUUGCUGUAAAUGAUGAUGUGUACAGAUUUUCUGUUUGAUAUUCAAUUGUAAACUUGUUGUUGGAACUGUUAGGUUUCUAUUGCUUUUAUAUGGAAUGAUAAUAAAAAUAAGAAACUCUGA